UAUCAUUAUCUCACCUGACAAAACUAGUACCACCUUUCAUCUCUUUGCCUAAAACCACAUUCAUAACAAAAAUUGUCAUAUCCAAUCAUUAAUCUACGAACUCUCAGAAACCAUUCUUGUUUAUAUAGUAUUUUUUUUGAUCAAACUCAACAAAAUUUAACACAUUAAGUAGAUUAGUGGAAUAUUCUUUUCUUAAUCCUUUAUUGCCCAGCCACUCUGUAUUGAAUUUUUUUUGAGUCCAACAAACAAAUAAAACAAAACCCAACAACAUUACCUCACUCAAACCACCAUUCAAACACAGAGAUCCUCAAACAUAAAACCUCAAAAUCUUGUUCUUUUUUUCUCUCUCUCUCUCUUUGAGCUAAAACUAUAAUCAUGGAUGAUCCAAACAACAAAGACUCUUCAUCUUCAUCAUCUUUAUUAUCACAACCUUUCUUACCAAAACCCUCAAUAAUCACAACAUACCCAACACUAGAAGACCAAGAUUCAAACCAAGAAUCUGACUCAAAUCAACAAUACCUUCACAUCACAUACAAUCAUGGUCCACGUUCCUUCAAAGACUUACCUUUUCUCAUCCUCUUUCUUCUCUUCGUUCUCUCCACUUUCGCCUUUGGAAUCUUCUCAAUCUUCCAUAGAAACAACAAUUACUCAACUCUUAAUUCUUAUACCUAUGACACCAGCACAACCUCUUGCAUCAACCCUUCAUUUUCAUCCAAUUUUUUCACCAAUAAUUUUCUCUCUUUAUCAUCACCUUUUGUGAAAGAUUUAAUAUGGACACUUGUUAUCACGUUGAUUUUGAGCUUACCCAUUUGCUGGUUGUUGCUUCUUUUAUUGAAGCAUUACACCAAACACCUUGUCUACGCUUCGAUACCGUUUUUUAUUCUCAUACCAAUUUUUCUCAAUGUUUACUGGUUUGUUGCUUGCACUAUUAAGACUUCAUGUAGUGAAAAUUUUCCUAUGGUGUAUAGAAUUUUGGUGUUGGUUUUUGUUUUUUUGGUGAUUGGUGUGAUUGUGUGGAUUCUUGUGAUAAAUUGGCACCGUGUGGAGCUUACUGUGAGUAUAAUUGGGGUUGCUUCCGAUGCGCUUUCGUGGAAUAUGGGUUUGUUUGGGGUGCUUCCUUGUUUGACAAUUGGGCUUGUUGUGUAUUACGUGCCGAUUGUGGUUUUUCUGGUGUUUGCUAAGUAUAAUGGGAAGGUUGUUCCUAAGAAAUUGCAUAGUGAAUAUGAAUGUGUUUGGAAGGAGGAUUCUUGGGUGCCUGCUUAUUUUGCAUUGGCAAUACUUACUAUGUUGUGGUCAGCUGCAGCUAUGCUUGAAGCUCAGGUUUAUGUUAUUAGCGGGACUAUUGCUCGAUGGUAUUUCACUAAGGAUUUUGAGGCUCCUACAAAGAGUAUUAGAACUUCUCUCAGAAAUGCUUUCGGUCCUUCUUCUGGAACAAUAUGUUUGUCGGGAUUGCUUAUCUUUGUUGUUCGAGUGGUGCGUUCUGUCGUUGAUAAUGCAAGACAAGAGGCUGCUCCCGGACUAGUGAACAUUGUAUUGCGGUGCUGCGUAAAUGCCUUACUGACAGCUGUUGAUUUUCUUAAUAAGUUUACUAUCAACUUUGCUGCAAUAACCGGUGAAGCUUACUGCUCAUCUGCAAGAAUGACAUAUGAACUUCUAAGACGUAAUCUUCUCUCUGCUGUUUUUGUGGAGACCAUAUCAUCUCGCCUUCUGGUUGGAAUUGUUUUUGUCCUGUCAGCAAUAUACACAAUUGUGGUCUGUGUUAUCUUAAAAGCUGCGACCAAUCUCGGGUCUGAUGCAUAUUUUGUGGCAGCGGCAGCAUGGCUACUACUGAUAAUAGUGCUGGGUUUCCUUGUGCAUGUGCUCGACAUUGUAAUUGACACAAUUUAUGUCUGUUAUGCCAUAGACAGAGACAGAGGAGAGGUUUGUAAGCAAGAUGUUCACGAGGUUUACGUUCACCUUCCCAUAAGUAGAAGUCUCAGACAAUCUAAUAUUACAAGAACUUUAGGUGUAUAAAUAAUUCUUAGGAUUCAAAUGUUUUUGAAUCCUUGGAAAGCUAUUUUGAGGACAGUGUGAAGUUAGAAUUUACUGUAAGCUUGUUGUGCAUACUUUCGAAUGUUUCUUCUAUAAAUUUUGUUUUACAAUUUUUACAUAAAAGGGUAAAUUUUUAGCUACUUUGGAAGUUGACUUCAGUUUUUAGUGUAACCUGUAUCAUGUGUAUUUUGUAUGGGGAAAAGGCACUAGUUCACAUUACUAAUAAAAAUUAUUGUUGGAGGACUAAGCAAAAUAACAUCUUGUUCUGUUA
Molecule: messenger RNA, 2302 nt
Organism: Medicago truncatula (barrel medic)
Lineage: Eukaryota; Viridiplantae; Streptophyta; Magnoliopsida; Fabales; Fabaceae
Product: CTL-like protein DDB_G0274487
Exons: 3
Coding region: 376-2013 (545 amino acids)
Biological process (GO): transmembrane transport
Cellular component (GO): membrane
Molecular function (GO): transmembrane transporter activity
Source: RefSeq, a predicted model, not a curated record